AUGACUUUCUCUAUUAAGCAUGUGUUACUCGCCGGAAUCACUCUUUCUACCGCGGUGCUGGGCCAGGAUUGUGGCAGAUUCGCCGUUUUCACCGACAGGGGGGCAAGUUCAAACUACUAUAACUGCGAUGCGUUUAUUGACGACGCCAUGAUGCCGUAUCUUGCAUGGUUCAAUGGCACCACCACUCUUACCCUGACUGGGGGCCCGGCGUCUGAAUGCCCUGACAAAACCUGGCAAAAGCUGAAUAACUCGUUGCUCAUCGGCGGCAUGACUGUACCCGGAAACAAAACGCUUGAUCGGACCAAGUAUGACAACAACACGUUCUACUUUUAUAUGCCCGAGCAGUCGAACGACAACAUCACCGUGGAGUUCCAGUCAUCGUCGGACGAAUGGUACAGCGAACCCCAAGGCUGGCAGGUCAACGCGACCAAAGCCGGAGACGGGUACGACAUAGCCGGCUACUGGUUCGGGAAACUGCCGGACAACAACUAUCUCGACUUCCCCGGCGUGCCCGGCGAUGAUUGUUGGGACAGCGGGCCAAUCUGGCUGGGACAGAAAGGUUACUUUGACGAGUACAAAUGGAAGCUGGUCGGACACGUGUCGCCCAAAGCGGCCAACUUCAGUGUCAUAAUGACCGAGAUCGACGACGAUGGCGAAGUGUGGCAUAUAUACACCAAUUUCACCGGCGAGGCUGGACCCAAAGGCCCAAAAUUGGUGACCACGGGAAAGGCGCCUACAACGGAUGCGAAGGCUUGA
This is a messenger RNA of Fonsecaea multimorphosa CBS 102226, 756 nucleotides long. RefSeq lists its product as uncharacterized. The transcript has 3 exons. The coding region runs from base 1 to 756 and encodes 251 amino acids. NCBI's taxonomy places the organism in Eukaryota, Fungi, Ascomycota, Eurotiomycetes, Chaetothyriales, Herpotrichiellaceae. The record is from RefSeq and is a predicted model, not a curated record.